This is a messenger RNA of Bipolaris sorokiniana ND90Pr, 725 nucleotides long. RefSeq lists its product as uncharacterized. The record is from RefSeq and is a predicted model, not a curated record. The transcript has a single exon. Bases 262 to 636 code for a protein of 124 amino acids. NCBI's taxonomy places the organism in Eukaryota, Fungi, Ascomycota, Dothideomycetes, Pleosporales, Pleosporaceae.
ACAGGCGAAUUUGAUGAUGUAUCGAUAGACGGUAGCGAACGUUGAGGUAAUAAUCCAAGGGGUCGGGCCAAUGGAACAAAGGGCAGUGCAAGGUCGAUAAGCCGACUGGUAAUGGUGAACGUUGGUAUGAGCCGUAAAGGGACAGUUCGCAUGGGCGCUACGCCUAUCAGAGCCCUCUGUUUGUAGGGCAGAGGUGCGGAAUGGUGCUGCCUGACCUGGAAAGUCCAGUCGAAGAGAGGUAAAGUGCCGUUGCCCAAUGUGAUGAUUUCUGCACUGCCGGUUUUGGAUCUGAGGUGCACCACUGGGGAGCCUCGUUAUGGUAAUGGUUUGGGCGGCAGUGGGAACGGUGGUCUGCCUGUUCAGUGGGACCCAACUAGAGGCCCGUUGGCGCCUGCGAGGGAUGACUCCACACCCAACGGCAAUAUCCAAGUCGGAAAUGGCGCAGCUAUUGGGAGCAGCAGCAGCAGCAGCAGCAAUAGUAGUAGUACUAGUAGUACUAGUAGUAGUAAUGGUAGUACUAGUAGUAGUAAUGGUAGUACUAGUAGUAGUAAUGGUAGUAGUAGUAGCAGCAGCAGCAGUCUGAGUUGCGCCUGUGAUGAUAAGUAUUCGCAGUCUGCGCUCCUUCAUGUAUUGUAAUGACAAAGUCUUUUUCCACAAUACAUAGCACCUAGGUACAAGUACAAGGUGGAGGUGGUAGCAGGCAAAAAGCUACUCAAAGGGGAUAA